This is a messenger RNA of Leptomonas pyrrhocoris, 2333 nucleotides long. RefSeq lists its product as hypothetical. The transcript has a single exon. NCBI's taxonomy places the organism in Eukaryota, Euglenozoa, Kinetoplastea, Trypanosomatida, Trypanosomatidae. The record is from RefSeq and is a predicted model, not a curated record. Bases 168 to 2333 code for a protein of 721 amino acids.
GCAGCACAUAAACGUAUUCCACGAAAGAUUACUUUGAAGGUGGCUGCUGCGCUGAAGAGCCGUUGCUUUGUUCUUCACCGUGUUUGGUUCCCUUUGUUCUUCCCGUUUCUUUUUCAGAAGCUAUUCUGAAAAAAAAAAAAACGCUUAGGUCUCGUUGGUAAGGCACAAUGCGCUCUAGCCCCCUCACGCGGAUGGACAAGCCGACGUUCCACCGCCUGUGGACCGCCCUCCCAUUCGAUCUCGUAGACAAAAGUUUUUGGGUGGCGUUGGAGGCGUUCUGCGACCAGUUCCUCAACCCACACUCACCCCUCAACAGCCAAACCUUCUUCUCUGUGCAGCACACCGGCCGCAUUCUGCAGGAGCAAUUGACAUUAGUGAACCCAAAGACGGUUGAGGCGUGCAACCAUCUGCGUCCGCUCUACGACACCUUCACCCUGUGGAACCCGCUCGCCCUCGCGGCUCUUCUAAAAGCGCCGCUGGAGGUGGUCACUGCCCAGCUUUUGCUCGCGGUGGAGCGGCAAUGGAUGACGAUCCACUUUGUCGUGAAUUGCCGCUCCUGCGGCUGCGACAUUGCGCACUUUCAGUCCGUCAACGACAUCUCUUUCGUGGGCACCUUCCACUCCACCAACGCCUUUUGCUGCCCCAUGUGCACCGAUCGCACGGAGGUAAACGAGUUGCAGGAUGUUGCGGUGUACUUCCAGCUGCAGCAUCUGCCCACCAUCUUUCUCCGUCAGCACCAUCGCUUGUACUUCUCAGAGGAGGCCGAUCGGCGCCGGCUGGAGUCCUUCUUCUGCCCCGCGCAGGGCGGCUUCGCCUUCACGGCGCGCUUGCCGGAGGGACGCUACCUUCUGUCCGCCCCGUUUUGCGGCGCUUUCGUGGAGUACACCGUCGAACUCUCCGCGGCGGUGAUGGAAGAGAAAGACCCGUACUUGUCCCGCAUCGUUGACCUCAAGGCCUACAUCCGCUCGCAGAACAGCUCCGCCGAACCGUUUGGGCAGCCCAUCCGACGGCGCAGCACCAACGCCACGAGCAUCGUGCGACGUGGGAUGAGCAACGGCGCAGCCGGUGGGCGGCACUCGUUGAUCAACACGUCACAGAACUCGGUGGCGGACACGGACAAGCGCGACGAUGCCGUGCUCGUCACGAACUCCUUCGGCGCGGAGGACGUGGAUGCGAUUCCGCCCAUCACUGUCGUGCCGCUGAAACACGGCAAGGUGCAGUUUCGCAUUUUCAAUGACACGAACUGCAGCGGCUUCAUUGAUCUCUUCAUUGCGCUGGACACGCGAACCGAGUUUUCCGCUAAGCCGUACCCGCACCUGCUUCGUGUGCCGCACUUCCUGCACGUCCUGCCACGCGGCAUGCGCUCCGCGUUUCUCACCCGAUGCAUCCCGCGUCCGCCCUCCACGACGCCUACCACCGGCGUUUACGUGCGGCACCAGUUUCUCUUGAGGGGCGAGGAGGCCGAUGAGCCGAGCGUGAUUUCGGUUCUGCGGGAGGUGCAUCGGUACUCGCUGGAGGAUCACCACGGCCUCCUCAUCGGCGUCUCAAGCGGCGGGACGUCGUUUGAUAGCACAUUUCUCUCAACCACAGCCGCGCUGGCCAGUAGCAUCUGCUUCUUUCAACGUGUGCUAACGCGUCUCGGCGAACCCGUUGCCUUGGCGAUGCGGUGCAGCAUAACGGAAGGUCCUUUGAAGAUCGCAGCCUACCAGGGUCAGUACAACGACGCCGAUAAUGCACGGUCGAGCUACCCCGACGCCCAGUUCGUCGGCUCUGUCGUCUAUGCCAGCAACCACCCGCCCAUCACCGGGCACUACUUCUACUGUACGGAAGAAGAGGCGCCGCGGGUGGUAGUAGCCCGAGACGAGGAGGGACACGAGUUGCCACCGACGCACGUGAGUGCACUUGACAAGUACCGCAGCCCCGCCUGGCUGAACGAGGAAAGCGACGACGCCUACGAUAUAAAAUCCGCCGGCACGACGAACCCGAUGGAGCGCAAACUGCCAGGAGCGGCGAAGCCACGGCAGCACUGCCUCGUGCGCUUCGAGGUGCGUUGUGUGCCACUGUUGGUCAAAAACGGCAAAGCCGGCGGGAUGUCACGGCGGGAUUCGGUAUGUCCGCGCCGCGGUCUGCGGGAGGACGGCAGCGACUCCACCGACGCGAUAUUUCCCUACUUCUUGCAGUUCCUACGCGAGCACUUCAGCGGCACCGACGUGCAUGAGGAGGAGCACGCGUUGAUUGUGCAAAUUCCCCUACCAAUGAUUUACGCUGCGCUGCAGAUGUCCGACAUUUUGAACAAGAAAGCGUACAUGAAGGAUCCACGUGGGCCUUUCUAA